Gaeumannomyces tritici R3-111a-1 is the source of this 1556-nucleotide messenger RNA. RefSeq lists its product as hypothetical. The transcript is spliced from 3 exons. NCBI's taxonomy places the organism in Eukaryota, Fungi, Ascomycota, Sordariomycetes, Magnaporthales, Magnaporthaceae. The record is from RefSeq and is a predicted model, not a curated record. The coding region runs from base 349 to 1206 and encodes 285 amino acids.
GGUAAAAGUCUUCACGCACCUUGCAACUGAACGGGAUAUCUAGACCUUGGCACACUUAGGAGAGUCGUAUCCAAGCAGGGUCGUUGAUACCGGCGUCACAUCUUGGGUCCUUGCUUCCUUAAUGGCCUUUUCUGCAACAAGGUUCUCAAGGCCGCCCAGACAAUACAUGCAUGUUAGGUUGCCUUCGCCAGGGUAGGUGCGUAGGAUACACCGAGUUAACGUUUAACCCUUGCAACAGAGGAGUGUAAGUAGCUCCGCUGAAAUAAGAGUGGUGGUUUUUAGCUUCGAGCGGUUUUCACUGGAAUGCUUCGAUAUUAAACAUAUCAUUGCCUAUCAAACAAUACCAAAAUGCCUUCAAAAGAUGAGAAAGAUGAUAGGCAAAGGAAGGAGUUUGUUCGAAAGCGACUUCAGAGUCUGUUUAGGAAAGUCAAACAGCUAGGGGAAGGCGGAAAUGUUUUCGUUUUGCUCAUAGCCGAUGAUCCCUUAUACGGUCCACGUGGGGAGGUGCAUCUUCCAGAGGGAUCAGUACUUCCAGACACCAACGCAUUUGCACAACGGUUACUCGACGGCUACAAACCUAAAGUGAGACAACGGAAGUUACGCAGACCUCGAAGAUCUGCACGAAAUAAAGAACCGGCAUCCUGCGUUCUAGAAGAGAUCACAGUCGACACAACAAGCGACAAUGGCGUCACGGUCGAUGCAAGCAACGACGAUGCGUUUGGCGAGAUCGAUGAUCAAUGCACUGACGAAACCUGGGCCGAGAAAAGCGAACAGGGCGGAUGCGUUGAGGAGGAUGGCAAUGCCAAUAGCCCAGCUCGGGAAGCCGCAGCAAGCCAAGGGGUGCUGGCUGAAACCCCACAGCUACGCUGCGCAAUCAGUGUUCACGGCAUAAAUGAACCUGCCAAUUCUACCCUCACAGAGGAGACCAAAACUGCAGAAGACGCUGUGCAACAAGCAGCGGAAGCUGUAGCACAGUCCGAUACGGAAGGCGUACAUGAAGCACCUCAAGACAUGCUUCUGGAUUUCGAUCUGGCCAAUGGCGAUGAUGGAUUACUUCUGCAAGCUGAGGAUCCUGGUUCUCCGGACUUCACUAUGUUGCAAAACGGGGAAAAUGGGUUCUUACAGCAAUUUCAAGGUCUUAGUCCUCUAGAGCUUUUCCGAAACGCUAUACUAAGCCUUGGACGACAAAAGGAAAUAGGAAACUGAUAAGAUAGUUUGAGGUAUUUCUUUUUGGUUGAAUUUUAAAACCGGUGGCCUGUCCUGUUGGUAGCCUGUGGGUCAGUCCGGGAAUAACUCGAGUCGCUUGUUUGAGCGUCCAUUUUCAUAAGGUGAAGGUGUUGAAAUAUGCUGGGUGUUAUGGCGUGGCGGGCCCUUGCGGGCUUCCAGCUAUUUGCCCUACCGCCGAAGCCACAUGACUGGAGGUCAUGUGACGCCACUCAUUGACAAACGGCUUUUGCGUGGCUCCGGUACAAUGCACCGUCUUCUACUUUUUUCCCUAGCUUUAGAUUUUAUCACUAGUCCACGUUUUAGCGCAGCUUGCCUCGCAUUCGUCGUGA